Messenger RNA from Microthlaspi erraticum, 1413 nucleotides. Lineage: Eukaryota; Viridiplantae; Streptophyta; Magnoliopsida; Brassicales; Brassicaceae. The record is from the annotation of a GenBank genome assembly.
AUGAAACAGCUUUCGACAAAAGUGACAAGUAAUGGUCAUGGACAAGACUCGUCCUACUUUCUGGGAUGGGAAGAGUACGAGAAGAACCCUUACGACGAGAUCAAGAACCCUAAUGGGAUGAUCCAGAUGGGUCUCGCAGAAAAUCAGCUAUGUUUCGAUCUUAUCGAGUCAUGGUUAGCUAAGAACCCAGACGCAGCUAGCCUCAAGAGGAACGGUCAAUCCAUUUUCAGAGAGCUUGCUCUCUUCCAAGACUAUCACGGCAUGCCUGAAUUCAAAAAGGCGAUGGCUGAGUUUAUGGAGGAGAUUAGAGGAAACCGAGUCACGUUCGAUCCGAAAAAGAUUGUUUUAGCCGCUGGUUCGACCUCUGCGAACGAGACUCUCAUGUUUUGUCUCGCAGAGCCUGGCGAUGCUUUCCUUUUGCCUACUCCUUACUAUCCUGGAUUUGAUAGAGAUCUUAAGUGGAGAACCGGAGCUGAGAUUGUGCCAAUUCACUGCUCAAGCUCUAAUGGCUUCCAAAUCACGGAAUCAGCUCUGCAACAAGCUUAUCAACAAGCCCAAAAACUCGAUCUCAAAGUCAAAGGAGUCCUUGUCACGAAUCCAUCUAACCCACUUGGCACUGCGUUGACCAGACGUGAACUUAACCUUCUCGUUGACUUCAUCUCUUCCAAGAACAUUCAUCUCAUCAGCGACGAGAUCUACUCAGGCACCAUGUUCGGGUUUGAACAGUUCAUAAGCGUUAUGGAUGUCUUGAAAGACAAGAAACUCGAAAACACUGAGGUUUCGAAACGAGUACACGUCGUUUAUAGCCUUUCCAAAGAUCUGGGACUUCCUGGUUUCCGUGUAGGAGCGAUCUACUCCAACGACGAAAUGAUCGUUUCCGCAGCUACGAAAAUGUCGAGUUUCGGUCUUGUUUCUUCUCAGACACAAUACCUUCUCUCUGCAUUGCUCUCCGACAAAAAGUUCACAAGCACAUACCUCGAGGAGAACCAGAAACGGCUCAAGUCCAGACAGAAACGCCUAGUGUCUGGUCUCGAGUCCGCGGGGAUUACAAGCCUGAGAAGCAACGCGGGUUUGUUCUGUUGGGUCGACAUGAGGCACCUCUUGGACACAAACACAUUCGAAGCAGAGCUUGACCUCUGGAAAAAGAUUGUUUACAACGUGAAACUAAACAUCUCGCCCGGUUCUUCAUGUCACUGCACCGAACCGGGUUGGUUUAGGGUUUGUUUCGCUAAUAUGAGCGAGGAUACACUUGAUUUGGCCUUGAAGAGGCUCAAAAAUUUCGUAGAGUCCACAGAUUGUGGACGCAUGAUUUCAAGAAGCAGCCAUGAAAGGCUCAAGAGUUUGAGGAAGAAGACAGUCUCUAACUGGGUUUUCCGGGUUUCAUGGACCGACCGUGUACCUGAUGAACGAUGA